This is a messenger RNA of Oncorhynchus gorbuscha (pink salmon), 903 nucleotides long. RefSeq names its product 36.4 kDa proline-rich protein-like. The record is from RefSeq and is a predicted model, not a curated record. The transcript has 2 exons. NCBI's taxonomy places the organism in Eukaryota, Metazoa, Chordata, Actinopteri, Salmoniformes, Salmonidae. The coding region runs from base 1 to 903 and encodes 300 amino acids.
AUGCUGAAAUCGCCACUGGUCCAGUAUGAGCCCAAUGUUAUCUCUGAGUUCUAUGGAAGUUAUAAGCCCCACCCAGUCUCCACCCAGUCUCCACCCAGGACCCACCCAGUCUCCACCCAGUCUCCACCCAGGACCCACCCAGUCUCCACCCAAGACCUACCCAGUCUCCACCCAGUCUCCACCCAGGACCCACCCGGUCUCCACCCAGUCUCCACCCAGUAUCCACCCAAGACCCACCCAGUCUCCACCCAGGACCCACCCAGUCUCCACCCAGUCUCCACCAAGGACCCACCCAGUCACCACCCAGGCUCCACCCAGGACCCACCCAGGACCCACCCAGUAUCCACCCAGGACCCCUCCAGUCUCCACACCGUCUCCACCCAGUCUCCACCCAGGACCCACCCAGUAUCCACACAGUCUCCACCCAGGACCCACCCAGGACACACCCAGGACAAACCCAGUCUCCACCCAGUCUCCACCCAAGACCCACCCAGUCUCCACCCAGUGUUCACCCAGUCUCCACCCAGUCUCCACCCAGGACACACCCAGUCUCCACCCAGGACCCACCCUGUCUCCACACAGGACCCAUCCAGUCUCCAUCCAGUCUCCACCCAGGACCCACCCCGUACCCAUCCUUUCUCCACCCAGUCUCCACCCAGUCUCCACCCAGUCUCCACCCAGGACCCAUCCAGUCUUCACCCAGUCUCCACCCAGGACCCACCGACUCACCACCCAGUCUCCACCCAGUCUCUACCCAGUCUCCACCCAGGACCCACCCAGGAGCGAUCCAGUCUCCACCCAGUCUCCACCCAGGACCCCCCCAGGACCCAUCCAGUCUCCACCAAGUCUCCACCCAGGACCCACCCAGCCUCCACCCAGGACCCACUCAGUCUCUACCAAUGA